UCCUGCUCACGCGAGACUUCGGAAGGCAGGGGGGCGGGAAGGGAGCGAGAGACACAACAAACAUGGCGGCGGCUGCGACGGUGACGAAGACGGCGGCGGCGGCGACGACGGCAGAGGCGUUGAACAAGGUGGUGGGGGUUACUCGGUGCGGUUGUCAGGAGAUCUCUGUAUGGCUUUUUAAUUUUAGUUGAAAUUCUCUCCAUGGCCUUUUGGAGUCCCUUGGUGUGUCUUCAGAGUAAAUUUCAAUUACUCCACAUUUCAUCCAUGUUGGAGUGGCAGGAUAAAGGAGGAACUGAUUUGGGGUGAAAAGGUAUAACGAACUGUAAACUUUAAAAAAGCAAAGAUGGGUGAAAAGAAACCAGAGCCUUUGGACUUCGUGAAAGAUUUUCAGGAAUACCUGACUCAGCAGACCCAUCAUGUGAACAUGAUUUCUGGAUCAGUUAGUGGGGACAAAGAAACAGAGGCUCUUCAGGGAGCUGGAACAGAUGGUGAUCAAAAUGGACUUGAUCACCCAUCUGUUGAAGUUUCCCUGGAUGAAAACUCAGGAAUGUUAGUAGACGGGUUUGAAAGGACGUUUGAUGGGAAGCUUAAGUGUCGGUACUGCAACUAUGCCAGCAAAGGAACAGCCCGGCUUAUCGAACAUAUUCGAAUCCACACAGGUGAGAAACCUCAUAGAUGUCACCUUUGUCCAUUUGCAUCUGCUUAUGAACGUCAUCUGGAAGCCCAUAUGCGUUCUCAUACUGGAGAAAAACCAUACAAAUGUGAAUUAUGUUCCUUCCGCUGCAGUGAUCGAAGUAACCUGUCCCAUCAUCGAAGGCGCAAGCAUAAAAUGGUACCAAUUAAAGGUACUAGGUCUUCCUUAAGCAGCAAGAAAAUGUGGGGGGUUUUACAGAAGAAAACAAGCAAUCUGGGCUAUAGCAGAAGAGCACUAAUCAACUUAAGUCCACCUUCCAUGGUGGUUCAAAAACCAGACUACCUUAAUGAUUUUACCCAUGAAAUCCCAAAUAUCCAGACUGACUCCUAUGAAAGUAUGGCAAAAACCACACCAACUGGUGGCCUUCCAAGGGACCCCCAAGAACUCAUGGUUGACAACCCUUUGAAUCAGCUCUCGACUCUAGCAGGACAGUUGUCCAGUUUGCCACCUGAAAACCAAAACCCUGCAUCCCCUGAUGUAGUUCCCUGUCCUGAUGAAAAGCCUUUCAUGAUUCAGCAGCCUUCUGCCCAAGCAGUGGUUUCUGCUGUGUCAGCAAGUAUUCCUCAGAGCUCCUCUCCCACGAGCCCUGAACCUCGGCCAUCACAUAGUCAGAGGAACUAUAGUCCAGUGGCAGGUCCAAGCAGUGAGCCAAGUGCCCACACAAGCACUCCUAGCAUAGGAAACAGCCAGCCAAGCACGCCAGCCCCAGCCCUGCCAGUCCAGGACCCUCAGCUUCUGCACCACUGCCAGCACUGUGAUAUGUACUUCGCAGACAAUAUCCUUUACACUAUUCAUAUGGGAUGUCAUGGGUAUGAAAAUCCUUUUCAGUGUAAUAUAUGUGGAUGCAAAUGUAAAAACAAGUAUGAUUUUGCCUGUCAUUUUGCAAGAGGGCAACAUAACCAACAUUGAAAACAAUCAUAUUAUGUUUUACUUGGUUUUGCCUUUUUUGUGUUCUGUGCUUUGGUGUUUUUUUUCAUCCCUGAUAAAGUGUCUGCUAAUU
This is a messenger RNA of Propithecus coquereli (Coquerel's sifaka), 1694 nucleotides long. RefSeq names its product IKAROS family zinc finger 5 (Pegasus) (gene IKZF5). Gene Ontology annotation, molecular function: DNA-binding transcription factor activity; RNA polymerase II cis-regulatory region sequence-specific DNA binding. The transcript is spliced from 5 exons. Lineage: Eukaryota; Metazoa; Chordata; Mammalia; Primates; Indriidae. Bases 344 to 1603 code for a protein of 419 amino acids. The record is from RefSeq and is a predicted model, not a curated record. Gene Ontology annotation, biological process: regulation of transcription by RNA polymerase II.